CAUGAUCGACGAUAACAUUACUGCGGACGAAAGCGACAACAACCUCUUCGAUGGAGGAAUAAAAUUCUUAAAGAGUAACGAAACCAACUCGUUCCACAGCAUAGAACCGGUUGUUGCAAGUGACGACGAGGAUGCGGAAGAGAAGGAUGAUCAGGAUAAAGCGGGAGGGGCUGGCGAUGUGCAGGAAGCCGGGGGACACAGCACAUGCACACCCCUAGGCGAGAAAUUAAAAGAGGGGCAACACUCCUUCCUAACGCAAACCACUGUAGAUAAUUCUACACCCAGCGACAACCAACUUAGCGAAUAUAAAAAUAUAAUUCUUACGUUAAAAAAAUUUAAUGACAGCGUUGACUCUGCAUUUGAUUGUAACAUUGUCAACCUGUUUGUGGAAGAACAGGGAAGGCAAAGAAUCGUAAAAGAAGAGCGCCAGAAGGAACAGAAAAAAAUAGCCAAACUGGGAACAGGAAAAAAAAAAAUAACACCACUGCGGGAACAAUUGGAAAAAAAAAAGAAAAAAAUAUUAAAUGCCCUACUACCACUUGAAAGUUGUAAGGUUUGUGUAAAAAGGUGCAACACUAGGGAAGAACGAAUCGGGCAACUGCCAGGUAAAUAUAGAUCAGUUGGGGGUGUAGAGCAAUUCUCCGGAGAGGUCGUACUACCCAGGGCGCGCUGCGUAAGUGGACGGCGCCAUCAUGAUUGGAACGGUAGCCUGGAAGGGAAAAAAUCGGAAGAAGCGGAAGAAGGAGAAGUAAAAACACAGCCAACACGCAAUUCGCUACAUCGAAAGGGAGAACACAGCGAAGGAAACGAAAGGGUACACAACGGAGGGGGUCACCUUCUAAGCGGCAGUCACUUUAUCCACAGAAGUGACAACUGUAGAGGGAGCAGUCCGUCGUGCACACAAGGCUUCAAUUCAAUUACGUGCAGCAUGACAAAUAGUGCGGGUGGUAGCAGCACCGCACAGGGGGGGAUCGAAGCGGCCGUCGAAGUGGCCAUAGAAGUGGCCAUCGACGCGCUUGACCAAGUUAGCCAACAUGCAGGAUCAGAUGGUGGAGGAGAGGGGAAGACGCCCUCCAGUGAAGACGCCGACCCUGACACGUUCGUAGGAAUGAAUGGAGAAAUAUUCGGGGGGAAAAAAAAACUGAGUGAUGAGGAUGGUAGCCAAAGUGGUUUCCCAAAUGGUCAUGUCGAAAGGAAAAGCAUAAAGAAGAGUGCUCCAUUUUUACAGUCACCAUCUUACCACCACAUUUCGGAGAACUACUUUGCUGUGUAUUCAAGUAAGGAAGGCGAAGAGGGAUGCCACAUGGGGGGAGAAAAAUCAGUUAAGUUAGAAGACAACCUUGAAGACCGUGCUGAACUCAGUGAAGGGAGGAGCACCCCAUUCUGUGUACCUCCCAAUUGUCUAGAUAAAAGGCAGGAUGGGGAAGAGUUUCCCUUUUUGUGUUAUUAUGGAUGCGGAAAUGACGCUCUUCAGCAUCGGUCGAGAGGGAGAAAGUGGAGUGCACAAAGCGAGAAAACGGUGGAGAAGCGAAUAACCAUCCGUGGGAGGGGGAAUAGUGUACCAGGUGAGUGCACAUCCAGGAGGAGGGUUCCCUCAGGCACAGAUAUAACGAACACAGAAAACGUGCAAAAGGAAGAAAUGGUGGAAGGAAAGGAGCAGAGUGAAAAUCCGCGUUACCAUUGGAGCAGGAGGAAUCAUCCUAGUGGUUGCGUUACUAAUGAGAGGGUAUUGCCAAAGUUUAAGUCGCUUAGUAAUGGGAUUGAGGAGACGCACACUGAUGGGUUGCAUUUUAUGAACGCAUCGAUAAGUCAAGGUGUAUACCUGCGUGAAAGUAGUGCAAGGAAGGAGCAAUGCUACGUGGGUAAAUCACAGGGUGGAGUUUUAAACCCAUGGGGGGAUGCAAGAAGUGACCAGGUUGUACAUCCAUGUGAAGACGAUGGAGAAGAUUACACCAAAGAGGGAGUAGAAAGAAUCCCCUUUUUGUCAUCCUCCGCAGGGAUGUAUAACCGAGACGAUGUGAAGAAGGGUGACCUUUUCGUUACCGGUAAUUGUGAUCAGUUAGUCCCCCCCUUUAAAGGCCUAAAGGUUAACUAUCGCAGUUCACGGGACAUAUCCCCGGGGGGAAGCGACGAGUACAAACAGCACUGCCAACAAGAGAUGAAUCCCCAAGAGGAGGAACCCACCAAAGGAUGCCGCAACUUCCACACCGAGAAGGACAUCUUCUUCGAAGCGAUAAAAAACAUCAUACGGAUUAUGAAGGAAAUAAAAAAAAUAAAAACGAAUUUGAAAAUUGAGAGGAACUACUCCCUACUUAUUCAAGACAAAAAAAAAAAAAACGAAUUGGAAAAACUCAUCGACUAUUUAACAUACCAAAAGGAGGUGAGAAAAAAAUUGAAAAAACAUUACUUCGAUAAGAUAAACAAGGGUCUGUUUACAUUUCUUCUGAGGAGCAACCGUGUUAAUUUCUUCUUUACAGAGGAGGAGGUAAAAUUGCUAAAACGAUGGAAUGAAAUAAAAUACACAAAGAUGAGUAGUAGUUCUGGAGGGAACACCGAGGGGGAGGGCGAUAACUGUAGGACGACCUGCUUGGGGGAGAGUGCUGCUUACGUGAAGGGGGGAUCACCGUACAGGAGAAAAAUCCUUCACGAGUUGAGGCAUUUAAAUAAGGUCAUUGGGCAGAAGGGCUGCACGCAGGAAGAAGACAACCGGCAGGAUGAAUCGUUGUGGAUAAACGGGAGGGAUGAAUCGUUGUGGAUGAAUUGGGGUGACCCCCCAGGGGAAGCGCCCAUCCGUAAUGGCAGACAAAGGAAGAACAAAAAUGUGAAGAACACCCUCCGAAGCGGCUACCUGGCCAGCACCACGACACGCCCCAUUUGGUACGAAUCAUAUUUUACACAUUGCAAAAAAAGCCAGAAAAAUCUAUUUAACAUUUUUUUAUGUUUGAAAAAUGUGAAAAGGAAAUGCGUCUCACAAAAGUUUAAAAGGAAAAUAAAAAAUGGGCAAAUAUAUUUGUCGAAGAUUUACGAUGGAGGGAAGAUGUUAGGCCAUGUGAAGUACAUUUUUGAGGAGUUGUUAAGGAGGAAUUUACCCGAGAUUGUCUGCCUACACAUUAAUGAUUGCUUCGUUGACGCUACGAUUUCGUUCUUUAUUUCGCUACUUUUGCUUCUUUUUAAAAAUGUGAAUACGAUUAAGGUUAUACGAUGUCAGAUUUAUUAUUCAUACUUGGGUGUUUUUUUGUCUUAUCAGAAAAGGAACAACCUGAGAAGCAUGCACUUUGUGUGCAACAGUAUUUUUUGGACGAGGCCUCCAGAUUUUAGGAACUUACGCGGGGAAAUGCACUCCACCAGACAACAGGACAGCUUCCUCCUCUACUUUAACACCAAUUAUGUGAAGAAGCGGAAGAGGAAGGGGCUAUCCAACAAGCGGGGGGAUGCCACAACGACGCAGCAAUGUGCACGCGAAGGUUCGAGAGGAACUAGUUUGAAAAGCAUCUUCCAGGGGAGAGCUUCCCCCUCAAAUGGUGCUGCCACUGGGGAUUAUAGGAUAGUCGUGAAGAGGAAGAAAAAAGUUGCCCGUUUUGGGGUGGACGAGUUUUAUGACUGCUUCGUCUUGGGGAAGGAAGCAAAAGUGCCGUGCGAAACAAAUGUGUUAAAGCAGCUAAAUGGAUUGGAGGAACCAAAUGGUGUGGAUAACGAAAGGAUCACGCUAAACAACUUAACGAACGGGUUGGACAGCCCAGCCAAUGCGUAUAACAUCCACAGCGGCUCCGGCAGCGACGAGAACACAUCGGAAGAUUCCCUAAAAGAGGAACUGCACGAAUGCCUCUGUACAUUCCCAAGAAAAAGAAUACAACAAGCGAAUUUUUCCAUGCUAAAAAAAUUAAAGUUAUGCUCAAAUAAAUUAAAUGAUGAUGCCCUCAUGUAUAUAUGCACACUUAUCAAAAAGGACAAAUUAAAAAAUUUAAAAGUACUCGAUUUGAGGUGGAACAAUUUUACCUACAGAAGCUUACUAGCCCUCUCACUAGCAUUAACAAACACGACUGUGUGUGAAGGAUCAGAGAAGAUACACUGGAAAAAGAGAAAGCUACACAAACUUCUACUCUCCGGAAAUAACAUAAAAAGCUCCCUCUACUCUUCCUUCCUCUCAAGUUUCUGCACAUGUAAUUUUAUUGUCGUAAAAAAAUUGGACUUUUCCAUGAACGUAAUUGAUAACGACUCUUUCGCAAUCACGUUGAAGUAUUUCAAGCACAUUUUUCAGCUACAAAAGAGGAAGCAAAAAAAGAACAACAUUGGGGACGUCUUCAUAAACCUCGAUCACAAUAAUUUGAAAAAUUCUCCCUACAUUAACAAAUUGGCACAGCUUCUGAACAGAUUUCCCUCCAAGGUGUGCAAAUCAAAUAGUGGGAACCAAACCCCCGCGAAAGAAGGAAGCUCAGUUGGGGAAGAAUCUCGACAAGGAGUACUACUCAGUUUGCAAUAUAAUAAUAUAAAAAGAGGUACCUGGGGUGAAGAUCCCACGUGGGGUGGGUCUACAUCACGGAUUAAGUUC
Plasmodium coatneyi is the source of this 4549-nucleotide messenger RNA. RefSeq lists its product as uncharacterized. The record is from RefSeq and is a predicted model, not a curated record. Lineage: Eukaryota; Apicomplexa; Aconoidasida; Haemosporida; Plasmodiidae. The annotation marks the transcript as partial. The transcript is spliced from 2 exons.